This is a messenger RNA of Acanthopagrus latus (yellowfin seabream), 4001 nucleotides long. Its product is annotated as hornerin-like. The record is from RefSeq and is a predicted model, not a curated record. The transcript has 2 exons. Lineage: Eukaryota; Metazoa; Chordata; Actinopteri; Spariformes; Sparidae. Bases 291 to 3320 code for a protein of 1009 amino acids.
GACAAGAAAAGAAGCGAGAAGAAGUAGAAGGUACUUUGCUUGUCCCCAAUGAAGAAAACACAUUCAUAGAGUAUGUAGAUACAAGGUCCAGCAUCGCAACUGCUUCGUCCAGUAUCCCAGACAGCAAUGUCAACCUUGAGAGUAAAACUGCACAAGGUACCAUUGCAUUGGUUCCUGACACACACUCAGUCAGGAGUGUUGCUGUUCAGGCAAAGCCAGAAACCCUUGCAUCCAAAGAAACCUCCACAGAGCCAGAUUUGCAGGUUACUAAAACAGGAACAAACAUUCAAAUGGUGAUCACAAGAACCCUUUGUGCAGAACCAACAAUACAGCAAGGACCAGAUUUGACAUAUACAGCAAAAAGUGAUCCCAGCAAACAAACUGCUGCGGAGGCAAAGAAAGAGGCAGAAACACUGAUUUCAACUCAAAUUAACUGCACAGAUGGUUCAAUCGAGGCUAAGAACCAGGAAUCUGCGCAGGUUGUGUCUUUGGGUCUGGAGACUCGAACAGAAGCAUUUGGGAAUGGAGGGGAAGUUGGGGUUACAGCAUCUGUGUUCCGUGAAUCUGUAAUUCUUAGGUCUGAGGAGGCUCAGGGUAAAGUCUCCUGUGACUUGACUGUGAUGGAUAACAAGGAUGUAGAAAGACCAGAGAUGAAGGGAGAAGUAGUCCAAGUGGAAAGUACUUUGUUUGUCCCAAGCUUAGAACAGAGUUUGGCAUUGUCUAAUGCAUCCAAUAGUGAAUUAAACAAACUCAUAGAAGAUGCAGAGAUAGGAUCAUCUGGCAGUCCAGACAUCAAUGACUUUGAGAGUAAAACUGCAAGUAUAGAGCGUUUGAGGAAAGUAGAAUCAGAGGUGGACAAGAGGAAAGUACUCAUUGGUUUUCAUGAUACAAACAAGGUUAAGGACGACUCUACUAAUAUGGGCAAUCAGUCAAAAAAGUGUGCAGGUGGAACAGAUUCUGUUGUGGCUUUGAGUUCUUCCGACACUGAAGAGCUGCUAAAUCCAAGAGAGGCUCAUGUAUCUGCAAGCCCAACAAAGCCAGACGUAUGUCUGAGCCUCAUUGAAAAAGAGUUGUUAAUGAGUACCACAGAUCAAAUAUUUCGUCCAGUUGAUCUCGAAGAGCAUAUUACAAGUCCUGAUUCUCUUUUGAGUCCAAAUGACUCAGAACAAUGUUUCAGUCCAGUUGAGGCUAACACGUGUCUGAGUCCAAAUGGGAUAGAAGAAGAUGAAGAAGUAUCCUUGUGUCUAACUGAGGCAAAUGCAGUUGUGAGACCAGUUGAAAAAUACCUUCUCUCGACAAAAGAGGAAGGCCAGUCCCUGUCGUUUGGUAAAGAUCAGGGUUUGCCAGAACAGGACAGAAAUGGAAAAGUCAGCAUUUCAGUGAGAGAUGUGGACAGUUUGUGCUUUGGAUCAUUUGAAGGUAGUAAAGAAAGUAGAGGUACUGUAAAUGGUACAAUCAAUCGUAAACCUACCGGUGAAGGAAUCAGCCUUCAACUUGGAGGCACAGCAGAUAACAAGGCUGUCCAGAAUCAAGGUGGCAGUCCAGAAUGCAGGUAUGGUUCGGAAAAUCAGAAAGAGACUUAUAAAUCUGCUAGCUUUGGUAGUGUCCCUGCAAAAGCAGGAACUACCAUUAGCAGUGUGGCAACUACUUCAGGAAGUAUUACUACUAGCAACAGUGGUAUAGCAACUAGUUCAUCAGGUAAAGUCAGUGGCAAUGCAGGAGUUUCUGUGAAUGCAGAGGUACAGGAUAGAUUCCGAUGUGGCAGUGGAGAGCUGAUGGUUUAUGGGGGCAUUCUGGGGCAUAAACCAAUGAGCUCACCCAAGACAGGGCGCAAAGAAAGCCUGUCAGGAACAACAAGCCAGCAAGAAAGAGGGAGAUUCAGCAGUAGAGGAAGUGCAGAGUGGAUGGUUCAUGGUAGCACUAGCUUAACCAGCAAAGGAAAAGAAAAAGGCUCAUCAGUGACCCCAAAUCCUGCAACAAACCCGCAAGAAACAGUGAGAUUUGGAAGCAGAGGAAGUGGAAACAGCUUACACAGGACAAGGAGUGAGGAAAGCACAUCAGUGCUCCUUGCAACAAGUCCGCCAGAAAAAGGAAGGUUUGGCAGUGAAGGGAGUGGAGAGUGGAGAGUCUAUGGUGGGAGUCCUGGACGUAUCAGCAGUUGGGCUGGCAGCAAAAGUUUACCCAAAGCAAACAGGAAGGACAUUCCAUCAGAUGCUGCAAAACUACCUACUAGCCCACCAGGAUCACAAGGAGGGGGGAGGUUCAGCAGUGGAGGCAGUGGAGAGUGGAGAGUCUAUGGUGGGAGCUCUGGACGUAUGAGCAGUUGGCCUGGAAGCAAUAACUUACCCAAAGCAGACAGGGAAGACGUAACAUCAGUGGUUGCAAAACUACCUACUAGCCCACCAGGAUCACAAGGAGGAGGGAGGUUUAGUAGUGGAGGCAGUGGGGGGAGUGGAGAGUGGAGAGUCUAUGGUGGGAGCUCUGGACGUAUGAGCAGCUGGCCUGGCAGCAAUAACUUACCCAAAGCAGACAGGGAAGAAAUCCCAGCAGAUGCAAAGCUAGUGACAAGCCCACCAGGAUCAGUGGGAGGGCGGUUUGGUAGUGGAGGGAGUGGAGAGUGGAGAGUUUAUGGUGGGAGUUCUGGACAUUUGAGUAGUGCCAGUGGCGCAGACAGGGUCAGUGGAACGAGUCAUAACCAAAUAAUCAGUCCGCCAAGCAGCCUCACAAGUAGCAGACAAAGACUCAGUAGUGUUGGUCGGCUCAGCUCAGGUGGUGUUGUCAGGCGUAGCAGCAGCGUCGGUAGUGGUGGUAGGUUAAGUGGCUCAGGUAGUAGUGGCAGGCUUAGCGGCUCGUCUGGGAGCCACAGGACUAGCACCUCGGGGAGAUACGCUAGUACUGGCAGCGGUGAAUGGAAGCCUGUCUACAGCUCAGCUUCAGCACAUAGGAGCAGCGUGGGGAGUACAGGACGACCAGGUGCUGGGGGGGCAAUUGGCAGCCAAAGAGCCCCGAGCCCUGGCGGGAAGAUGAGUGUCAGCAUGGGCAGCAGUAGCUCCUCUGGGUCAGGGAGGACCAACAGUGCGGGUGGGAGGGUCAUUAGCAGCAGCGACCGGCCAAUCAGGAGCACCGGCAGCGGAGCUGGAGGCAUCAAGGAGAGGAUCAGCGUUUGUAAGAUGGCAGCUCUGUCGAUCUCAGCAGCAGGGAGGGAGAGAAGUCAGGACAGACAGAGACAACAACAACAACAACAGACUGCAGGCACCUCUCCUCUCCUCCAGCGGUGGCUGUCCACAGGGUUUGGGGUGAAAAGUGCCGGAGCAGAGUGACACCAUGCUUUAACCCUGAACUCACCUGAACUCACCUGAACACACCUGAACACACCUGAACACACCUAAUCACACCUGGUAACACCUGCACUCCUUCACAGAUAACAUAAUAAUAGCAGUGGUGGGGAAAGUAUUGAGAUCAUUUACUUAAGUAGAAGUAUUGAUACUCCACUACUAGUAAAAUAAUGGGAUACAUGAGCACAAAAUUGCUGAAAGCAUCAAAACUAAAAGCAUUCGAUACAGAAUAAUUUCUUUUUGUCUGACAUGUUUCUUUGUAAUGUGGAGUAGAACUACACAGUAACAUAAGUGGAAAUACUCAAGUAGAGGUACCUUGAAAGUACUCGAGUAAAUGUACUCAGUCACUUCUCACCACCGACUUAUACAAAUAUAUAAAUCAUUGUGCUUGUGUGUUUUAUUCAGUUUUUUAAAUUUCCCCCCCAAAAGUCUUGAAUGCUUCCUGUUUGUUUUAACUUUAAAGAAUCAAUUUUAAAAAUCCUGAAGAUUUAUUGAUUUUGCAGCAACUUGUUUUUAAUAAUCAGAACCUCAGUUUCAUGUUCUGUCACUCGAGAUAUCUUCUGUGGUGUUUCCUCACUGGUUUAUGAUAUAUUAUAUAUAAUGAUAUAAUCACGCUGUAGGUUACAUGUUUGUUCUCUUUAUUAUAAACUUUAUUCUUCUCAUGUG